Messenger RNA from Macrobrachium nipponense, 3428 nucleotides. RefSeq names its product zinc finger protein 892-like. Gene Ontology annotation, biological process: regulation of gene expression. Lineage: Eukaryota; Metazoa; Arthropoda; Malacostraca; Decapoda; Palaemonidae. Gene Ontology annotation, cellular component: nucleus. The record is from RefSeq and is a predicted model, not a curated record. The transcript is spliced from 3 exons. Bases 75 to 2336 code for a protein of 753 amino acids.
ACAUAGUGCCUCGCAGUUGACACUUGCUUUAUCAGAAACCUUUGGGUUGGUAUUCCAAGUACUAAACAAACAAUAUGAUGCCAUCCAGCCUUGAAAACAAGAGCAGUAAUGGAAAUGGAGGACAUCAGUCUCCUCUAGAGCAGGUUACCGUUGCUGAGAUGAAUCAUGUGGCCAUGCCUGAUAAUGUCAUGGAACAGGUUGACAGAGCAAUGGUACAGAUAGUUGAUGGGUCUGUUGGUCAAUUGAAUGAUGGUGGAAUUGUGCAGAUGGUCAGUGACGGUAUUAAUCAGAUGGUAAACCAAGAAAUUGAACCAGUUGAAAAAGAGGUUAUUGAGCAGAUCACAAAUGGAGUGCCCCCUGAUAUUGUCAAGAAAGAAGAAGUUCAGGAAGAUGAGGUUGAAGGAGAUUUACAUGAUGAUCCUGACAAUGAACUAUUACCAGAAGAUGAGGAUAUAGUUGAAGUAAAACAAGAAAAUGGUAAGAAAACAAAAGGGCGAAGAAGAAAGAAAAGACGACUUUUCUCUUCAAGAAAAAUUAAUAAGAUUUUCCAGUGUGAACAUUGUCCUGCUUUAUUCUCCCGUGACACACAUCUCAAGUACCAUGCAAAGAUUCAUUUGGAUGAUAAAGUGGAAAAAUUUGAAUGUGACCAAUGCCACGUUGUGUUUUCUCGUAUGAACAAGUUAAUGAAGCACAGGCAAAAAGCUCAUCAGGAGGCCCUAUCUUGUAAACUAUGCAAUUCUCAGUUCACACAUGUCAAUAGCUACCGGUUACACAUGAGACUUCACAAUGGGGAGAAGCCUUAUGAGUGCAAUGAAUGUGGUGUGAGGUUUGUUCAGAGUAGUCAUCUAAGUAUUCAUAAAAGAUCUCAUACAGGUGAGAAACCAUAUCAGUGUGAUGUUUGCAAACAGGCUUUCAAACAGAUUUCACAUCUUCGAACCCAUGAACGUAUUCAUACUCAGAUGAAACCGUUUGUUUGUGCUAUGUGUGGAGCUGCUUUCAUACAGAAGAGUAGUUUGAAUCGACACUGUAGAAUUCACACUGGAGAAAAACCCUAUGUCUGUAACAUUUGCCAGGCUGCAUUUUGUGUCAAAAACAACCUUACACGUCACAUGAUCACUCACACUGGAGAACAGCCUUACAAAUGUGAUUUGUGCAAUGCAUCUUUUGGUCAGGCUAUAGAUUUGAAGAGACAUAAGAUUGCACAUACAGGAGUAAAACCUUAUGAAUGUGAUGUAUGUGGGGCUUCCUUUAGUCGUAAAAAUAACCUCAAAUGGCACAAGUAUACUCAUACUGGAGAAACCCCUUUCAAGUGUGAUGAAUGCUUAGCAGAAUAUGUUCGUCCUCGUGACUUGAAGAAGCAUAAGCUAAGCCAUGGUGGUGCCAGUCCUCACGUGUGUGAAAUUUGUCACCAACAGUACCGUCAGCCAAGCAUGCUCAAGAGACAUAUGAUGACUCACACUGGCGAAAAACCAUUUGUAUGUGAAAUGUGCUAUGCAACCUUUGUUGACAAAAGCUCUCUGAAAAGACACAUGUAUAAGCAUGUGGGUGUUAAGCCGUAUUCAUGUAAGAGGUGUGACACUACUUUUCGAGACUUUCGUAGUCUCAAACGUCAUAGUGUUCAAGUCCAUGGAGAGGAGCUUGAUGAGAAACAGCAGUCAUAUGUAAACCAGGUACAAAACCAUCAGCAACAGCAACAGCAGCAACUACAUCAUCAGCAGCAGCAACAGCAUCACCAACAAAUUGCAACUAUAUCCUCAGGGACGCUCAUCACACAAGAUGCUACACACAUUGCACAGUACACUCAGCAGCCCCCUCAGCAACAAGCAACCCCACAAAUGGCCCAGGUUCCUACUCUGAUGCUGUCAAAUGGCCCAGGUCAACCACCACGAGCUGCAAGACCUGCUAACAACUGUCAAAAUCACACUGCUCAUGUCCUAACAUUUGGGGGCAAUAGUCAGUGGCAGUCAUGGUGUUUCUGCGAGACUCCUGCUCUUGCUGAAGUACCACAGCAGGUCAUGGUGACCACUACUGCACCAGUGACACUUCCUGUUGCAUCAGUGCAUCAGCAAAUACAGCAAGUUCCACAGCAACAACAGCAGCAGCAGCAUCACCAGCAAUCUGCACAGCAGCAACCACAGCCUCAGCCACAACAGCAGCAGCAGCAGCAGCAACAAUCACAGCCACAGCAACAACAGCAGCAACAGCAAGUAGCCCCAUUUACAAUGUCUGUCAAGGCUCCUGUUGUUCCGACCCACAUCCAGUUGCAAUUUCCUUUCGGGGAUACACAGGCUACCACUAGUCACACCCAGUGGGUGUCAGGUAGCUGGAGUAAAUAAGAAUGAAAAUUAGAUGCCAUUGUUUUCCAUUCAUGAUAUCAACAUGACAAAGCCUUUUUCAAAUUAUUAUACAGUUAAUGAUCUUGUGGUUGAUAGAGAGAACUUUUUAAAAAAAUGAGUUUUGUUUUAAGUAUAGACUAUAACAGUCUUCUUUAAGUUAGCUAUCUUGACAGUGUAUAUGUAUAGUGGUGAUGUAUUUCUGAAAGAACACUUGUAUAUUGUAACUGAUUAUUAAUUUAGUUUCAAUAUCUGAUUAUUGAAUAUUAAUAUUUGCCAUUGUCUGAAGUUGUUGAUUAAUGCACAUUUUUCUUGGGUUUGUCAUUUUUCAGCUGUAUCUGUUGCCGUUUAGUUUUUUUAUUUGUGAUGUUCACCUUUGGGUUUAGAAUGAUGAGUAUCAUUUGCUAUGCAUUUGAAUAAUCUUGGGAAACGAUGUUUUUUGUAUGUUUUUUUACGAUUACAGUAUUAAUGUUCUCGCCUACUUUAUUGGAGAAUUUCAGAUUGAAUUAUGCUGAGUGGAAUUAUUAACUCAUAAGUGGUAAAAAUUGUCUAAGAAAAUUUUAAGUUUGAACAGCCAGGUGGGAAAGAGGCCAAAGGUUUUUUUUUUAAUUUAUUUAUAAGCGCCUCAUUGGCGUGAUCAGUAUUGUCUUGGCCUGCCACCUCAGUGGCUGCGAGUUCGAUUCUCGGGCAUUCCAUUGAGGUGUGAGAGAUGUGUAUUUCUGAUGAUAGAAGUUCACUCGACAUGGUUCGGAAGUCACGUAAAGCCGUUGGUCCCGUUGCUGAAUAACCACUGGUUCCAUGCAACGUAAAAACACCAUAUAAACAAAAUCAAAGGGUUUUAUGUAGGACUGCUGGUAUGUUGGGAACCCUUGUAUGAUUUCUGUAAUCUUCUGACACCUUGACUUUGAUGUGCGUUCCCUUUUUUGAGAAUGGAACUUUUGAGAAAGUUUGUUAGACAUACAUUUACUUAAUUUUUGUCCAUCAUCUGAUUAGUCUUACUUGACUUAUAUUUCAUUCACAUUCCUCUGGAUAUGAUAGGUCGUUGUUGUGAGUGGGUUUUGUGGUGUAAAUUGUCUUCGCAUGAUGGGUGUUAUA